Molecule: messenger RNA, 1896 nt
Organism: Aspergillus mulundensis
Lineage: Eukaryota; Fungi; Ascomycota; Eurotiomycetes; Eurotiales; Aspergillaceae
Product: LysM peptidoglycan-binding domain-containing protein
Exons: 5
Coding region: 1-1896 (631 amino acids)
Source: RefSeq, a predicted model, not a curated record
AUGGCAUGCCGUCUAUUUGCAGCGUUUGCCGUCUCUUUGGUCGUCACCGGUAGCGAUGCAACCCAGUUCUUGACUGACAAGACCCUGCCUGAGGGUACACUGUCGGACGAAUGUGCGAGCGCGCUGGUUUCCAACAUCUCCUGUCCAUACCAAGUGGCUACCUUUCUUCAGGACCGAUACUACCCCGUCGAAUCUCUUGCGGAGGCCUGCACCCCUUCAUGUGAGCAAGGACUCGCAGCGUACGAAGAGGGCAUCUUCUCUGCAUGCAGUGACGCUGAUGUAUAUCGGCAAUCUGAAACAAGAUAUGCUCCAGCGUAUGCAAUUCCCAUGGAGUACUUGUAUUAUUAUAACAAGACAUGCAUCCGAGAUGACGAGCGUUGGUGCCAUAAUGUGGCCCAUCAGAUGGCGACCGGAGAGAUUGCUGCAGACCGAUGCGACGACUGCGUGAUUAAACAGUGGCAGUUCGUUGCCGGCUCGCCGAUGUACGCUGGUAAUCAAUUGAGGUCAAGCUACACUGCCUUGACCGAAAGCUGCUCUAAAACUGGUUUUCCAUUGGCACCAUCGACCUCGCUCCCGGCUGCUUCUGGUACCGCAACUCCCACCCCAACCCCGUCAACCUGUAGCGGUAAGGCAUAUACCAUCCAGCCCGGAGACACAUGUCAGUCAAUUUCCAAGUCUCAGGGUAUUGGCACCGCGCAACUGCUUGUCGAUAAUGAUCUCGCGGCAUACUGCAACGGGUUCCCAACCCAGGGUGACUUAUGCAUCAACCACGCAUGCACCACUCAUACCGUGGCCGCCAAUGAGACAUGUGCAGAUAUCGGACGGAAGUACAUUGUCACUCAGGUGCAGCUGACCACUUGGAACCCUAUAUUGGGCCAGGAUUGCCGGCACAUCGAGCGGUCUGUAGGUGACAGCAUAUGUGUCUCGCCGCCAGGAGACGACGGUUCCUGGACCCCGAUUACGAUCCCAUCCGCCGCGUCCUCAACAGCAACUCCGAUCCCUACCCCGGCCCCUGUUCCUACCAACCUGGCAAAUGGCACAGUGCGGCGUUGCUCACAAUACUACCUCGUGGAGCCGGGCGACUACUGCAACAAAAUCAUCCUCAAAUAUAGCAUCUCGCUGGAGGACUUCCUGUUCCUCAAUCAAGGGGUCAACCAAAACUGCACCAACCUCUUCGCCGAUGAGUCUUACUGUGUCUCUCCUCUCGGCUCCAUUGAUGACUACCCCGGCGCCCCCGGCUAUAUUGAUCCCAGUGCAACCUACUCGGACAUUGCAUACUCCAGCUAUCCGACGGCGACAUUUACCCCUCCCCUCGACGUCAACCAGACGACGCUGUUACUCAUAUCUCCGGACGGUCGAAAGGACUGUUACCUCUAUGUGGCCGGAACUGAACUGCAGAUUGACGUCUCCGGUACAUUUUACACAUCUCCCUGCCAAGCCAUCGCGGAGGCGUGGGGUAAAGCAGUGGAGGAUUUGGAGUCAUGGAAUCCGUCCAUCAGCGCCAACGGCACGUGCAGCUUUAGCCCUAACUUCAGGUACUGCAUGGAUCCAAACCGGCCCACAGACAGUGGCCUUGUAACGACAAGGACUUCUGUGCCGUCCUCUGGCACAUCAGCGACGUCUGUCAGUGCUACAGCUUCCGUGAGCACAACCGCUACCGCGACCGCGACGACGACAACAACGAGCGAAGGCCCUCCCGGCCCAACCCAGUCAGGGAUACCCGACAACUGCAACAAAUGGCACCUGGUCACCAGUUCGGAGGAAAACUGCUCGAGUGUGGCCGCCGAAUACAACAUCAGCCUGGAGCAGUUCUAUUCCUGGAAUCCCGCUGUGUCGGAAGAUUGUGUGGAUGGCUUCUGGAAGGACGAGGCUUAUUGCGUGGGUAUAGCAGAGUAG